AUGGACAGAAUAAAAGGGGACUGUGCCAGUCCUGGGCCACUAGGAGAUACAGAGUCGAGCAGGACAGAACAGGACCCAGGGCAACAACUAGCCAUGUUGGGGUUCUUUCAGAUCUGUGAUGUGGAGGGCAAAGGCUUCAUCACUCGGCAUGAUAUGCAGAGACUUCAUGGUCAGCUACCUCUUAGCCGGGAGGAGCUGGAGAAAGUUUUUGAUACUCUGGAUGCAGAUGGAAACGGUUCACUUACGCCAGAGGAGUUCACGACAGGAUUAAGUCAGUUUUUGUUUGGGCAGAUGGCCUCUAUGAAUGAAAUGCACGAGUCUGACAAUGAAAAUGUCUAUCAGUCUAAGUGGGAAGAGAGCUAUGCUAAAGCUGAUGAUGAUGAAGACGAGGACCGGCAGUUCUCAGAUCUGAUGGACCGGCUUGGAACAAACAAGAUCUUAGAAGACGAGAGCAAUAUAAGACAACUUUGGUCGCAGCUGAGAAAAGAUGAACCUCGUUUACUUUCCAAUUUUGAAGAGUUCCUGGUCAGAGUUUUCUCCCAGCUCCAAGAAGCCGAUAAUGAAAAGAAUGAAUUGGAGUGUGCCCUGAAAAAGAAAAUUGCUGCUUAUGAUGAAGAAAUUCAACAUCUCUAUGAGGAAAUGGAGCAGCAAAUCAAAAAUGAGAAAGAACAGUUUCUCUUGAAGGAUACAGAGAGGUUUCAGUCCCGCAGUCAAGCGCUGGAACAUAAACUCGUUUCAAAAGAACAAGAGCUGGAACAACUGGUUCAAAAACAGAAAAGGCUGGAGGGUCAGUGUAAGGAACUCCACAAUGACAAACAGGAGACCAAAGUGGAGAACACCAAGCUGAAGCUAACAAACCAAGAGCUGCUGCAGGAACUGGAGCGAACGUCUCAGGAGUUAAUAGUCGCCCAGCAACAAUUACAGACGCUCCAGGAAGAGGCUUCAAAACUACAUGAAGAAAAAGAAAUGGAGGUAUACAGGGUGACAGAAACUUUAGAGCGAGAGAAGUCGGGACUCCUUAAGCAGCUGGAUUUCUUAAGAGAAAGGAACAAACAUCUCAGAGAUGAACGAGACAUGUUUUUACAGAAAAGUAAAACAAAUGCUCCAAAAGCCAACUGGAAAAAAAGAUCAGGAUCUAUCAUUGGCAAAUAUGUAGAGGGAAAGGCAUCACUUAAGAGCCAAUCCUCCGAAGAAGAUGAUGUUUUCAAUAACUUAACAAGGAGGAGGAAUUCUAUUGGUUUGAAUGGAUAUCUUUCUUCAGAAUCUGACCAUGGUACUAAUGGGGGCAUGACUCAAACAAAACAACUGCAGAGAAUAAUCUCCAUUGAAGAAGAUCCCUUACCCCAGCUUCUUGAGAUGCCAGUUGAGAAGCAGUACAGCAAGUGGACAGAAGAAAAUGACAAUGUCUCCCCAGAAAAGGAAAUGGAUGAGAAGCAAAUUGUGACAGCUUUAGACCACACACCAUUGUCUCUCAGAGAGCAGCCAGUAGGGAAAGAAACACAAUCAAAUGAAGAGAGAAUAUACUCUGCCCCUGAUCGCUUAUUCAAGAUUGUUUUUGUGGGCAAUUCAAGUGUGGGAAAGACUUCGUUUUUAAGGCGAUUCUGUGAAGGCCAUUUUUCCCCAAACACAUCUGCUACCGUAGGUAUAGAUUACAGUGUGAAAACAGUGACAGUGGAUAACAGCCAGAUAGCCCUGCAACUCUGGGACACUGCUGGGCAGGAACGGUACCGCAGUAUUACCAAGCAGUUUUUCAGAAAAGCCGAUGGUGUCAUUGUGAUGUAUGAUAUAACAGCAAAAGACACAUUCACAACUGUCAAACAAUGGUUGGUGAGCAUUGAGGAGGCAACUGGAGAGAAUAUACCUGUCCUUUUGCUGGGUAACAAAACCGACAAUGAAAAAGAACGAGAAGUCCCUCGUGGACUAGGAGAACAUCUAGCCAAGGUACAGUAUGAAGAAGGGAAUCGGUAA
Molecule: messenger RNA, 1968 nt
Organism: Terrapene triunguis (Three-toed box turtle)
Lineage: Eukaryota; Metazoa; Chordata; Testudines; Emydidae
Gene: CRACR2A
Product: calcium release activated channel regulator 2A
Exons: 15
Coding region: 1-1968 (655 amino acids)
Molecular function (GO): GTPase activity; calcium ion binding; GTP binding
Source: RefSeq, a predicted model, not a curated record